UCAGAUAUGACACAUGUGUUAGAUGUGGUUUGUGGACACGUAUCCGAAAUAAUUUUGUUUAAUUUCCUAAUAAUAAAGACAUUUUUACUGAAAUCUAGGUAAUAUUUACAUUGAAUCCGAAGACUGUGUUACUUGGCGUUUAUAUAAAUAUCAUUGAAGUGUAUAAAUAAGCACCAUGGGGGAGCAACCCUGUUACACAUUGAUCAAUUUCCCAACUGAUUCUGAGCCUCACAAUGAAAUGCAGUUGAAGCUUGAUUUAGAAAAAGGAGAUAUAAAGAAAAAAAUAGAAGCAUUAAAAAAAGUCAUCAGCAUAAUCCUGUCUGGGGAGAAGAUCCCUGGCCUGCUGAUGAUCAUCAUCAGGUUUGUGCUGCCGCUACAAGACCACACCAUCAAGAAGCUGCUGCUCAUCUUCUGGGAAAUUGUGCCCAAGACCACUCCUGACGGCAAACUUAUGCAGGAGAUGAUCCUAGUCUGUGAUGCUUACAGGAAGGACUUGCAACACCCUAAUGAGUUCCUUCGAGGGUCAACACUUCGGUUCCUGUGCAAGCUGAAGGAGCCCGAACUGCUGGAGCCCCUGAUGCCCACCAUCCGGGCUUGUCUGGAGCACAGGCACUCGUAUGUCAGGAGGAACGCCGUGCUGGCGAUAUUCACUAUUUAUCGGAAUUUCGAGUUCCUGAUCCCGGAUGCGCCGGAGCUAAUCGGCACGUUCCUGGAGAGCGAGCAAGACAUGUCGUGCAAGCGUAACGCGUUCCUGAUGUUGCUGCACGCGGACCAGGAGCGCGCGCUCGCGUACUUGGCGGACAGGCUCGACCACGUGCACGCGUUCGGUGACAUACUGCAGCUGGUCAUAGUGGAGCUGAUAUACAAGGUGUGCCACGCGAAUCCAUCUGAGCGUUCCCGCUUCAUCCGCACGGUGUACGGGCUGCUCAACGCGCCCAGCGCCGCCGUGCGGUACGAGGCCGCCGGCACGCUCGUCACGUUGUCUUGUGCGCCCGCGGCGAUUAAGGCAGCAGCAGCGUGCUACAUAGACCUCAUAGUGAAGGAAAGCGACAACAAUGUCAAGCUGAUCGUAGUGGGCAAGCUCAGCGCCUUGCGCGCCGCUAGUGGCGAAGCUGGUUCCAGGGCUCUGCCGGAUCUCGCUAUGGAUGUGCUGCGAGUUUUGGCAGCUUCUGACUUGGACGUGCGUAGACACACGCUGCACCUUGCGCUGGAGUUGCUGACGUCUCGUCACGCGGAAGAGCUGGUGAGCACGCUACGCAAAGAAGCAGCGCGCGCGCAACUGGCUGAUCACGACGACGCGCAGAAGUACCGACAAUUACUCGUGCGCGCGAUGCACCGUGCUGCGCUUAAGUUCCCCGAAGUGGCCAGCUCGGUGUCUCCAGCUCUUCUGGAGCUGCUGGGCGACGGCAGCGAGCUGGCAGCGCAAGACGUGCUGACGUACCUCCGUCACGCGCUCUACGCCUUCCCCGAACAACGUCCCAAGGUCUAUGCGAAACUCCUGGAGUGCAUCAGCAGCAUCCGCGUGGGAAAGAUAGUCCGCUCGGCGCUGUGGCUGCUGGCGGAGUUCGCGGAGUCGGCGGCCAGCGCGCGCGCAGCUUUGGACGUGCUCGCCGCCGCGCUGCCCGCGCUCGCGCAAACGCAGGACGACACCAAACCGGAAGGAGAAAAGACGGAGACUGAAAAGAACGCUGGGAAAGAGAGGGAAGCCCCGACACGGACGCUUGUCACUAGUGACGGCGCUUACGCCACGCAAUCAGCCUUCAACUUGCCCAAAGCACAAUCAACAGACAGCAGUGCAGGUGGUUUAAGCAGUGCCUUACGCGAGGGAGAAAGUUUCACCGCGGCGUGCGCGUGCUCCGCGCUGGCCAAACUUGCUCUGCGCAUGGACGACCCCGUGCAGGCCAACCGCGCCUUGCAUCUCGCCGCGUCGCUGUUAGCCUAUCAUAAGCAGAAUGCGGGCACAACGGGAGCAAGCAGCGGUCUAACCGCGGACGACAUGGAGCACGGAGCUACAUGCGUGCGCGCCGCCGCGGCUAAGCCCGCUGUCAUUAAGGACGCUCUGCUCGGCGGCUCGCGGAACGCCCUCGCCGCUCUCCUGGCGCUGCCUGAUCGCGCUGCGCCCUCUUUACUGCCCGAAGCCGAGCAACAGCAGGAGCGGUCGGACCGCGAGGCGCGCGACGCGCGUCGCGUGGACGUGGAGACGGGCAUCAACUUCGCGGUGUUGGCGGGCGCGGCCGCCGCGGCGCAUCACGAUAUGUUCGAGCUCUCUCUCAACAAGGCGCUGCAAGGACGCACGACAGCGUCAGAGGAGCGCGGCAAGCUGUCGAAGGUGACGCAGCUGACGGGCUUCUCAGACCCCGUGUACGCAGAGGCUAUCGUCGCGGUUAACCAGUACGAUAUAGUGUUGGACGUGCUAGUUGUCAAUCAGACAGAUGAUACUCUACAAAAUUGUACAGUAGAGCUGGCAACUCUGGGAGAGUUGCGUUUGGUGGAGAGGCCGGCAGGCGUAGUAUUGGCGCCGAGAGACUUUGCCACCAUCCGCGCACACGUUAAAGUGGCCUCCACCGAAAAUGGCAUCAUCUUCGGCAACAUUGUGUACGAAGUGAGCGGCGCAUCGAUGGACCGCGGCGUGGUGGUACUCAACGACAUCCACAUCGACAUUGUGGACUACAUCCAGCCGGCCGCGUGUAGCGACGCAGACUUCCGUCACAUGUGGGCGGAGUUCGAGUGGGAGAACAAGGUGUCCGUGAACACGAACAUCACGGAUUUGCGAGAGUACCUGCAGCAUCUCCUCGCUUCUACCAACAUGAAGUGCCUCACGCCGGAUAAGGCGCUGUCGGGUCAGUGCGGGUUCAUGGCAGCGAACCUGUACGCGCGCUCUAUCUUCGGCGAGGACGCGCUCGCCAACCUCAGCAUCGAGACGCCCCUGCACCGCGCCAACGCGCCCGUGGUGGGCCACGUCAGGAUCCGCGCCAAGACACAGGGCAUGGCUCUGAGCUUGGGCGACAAGAUCAACAUGAUGCAGAAGUGUCCUCCGCAGAAGCAGCCCGACCCCAUCGCCGCCGCGUGAAUACUAACCUAGAUAAGUUUACAUAACCUACCGUUUUAGUUCUCUUUCUAAACAUAAUUAGUAGUCUAUUGGUGCUGAUUCUUACCUCAACUAAAUUUUAGAGUAUUCGCAUUCUUUUCUUACUAAUGUAAUACGAAAAAGACAUACACAGUUUGACAGGCUGAAAAAUAUAAAACUGUCAAACUUCAUGACUAGCUGCCAGUCGCAAGCCUAUUGUUUAAAGUAGGGUGCACUAAAAUUUAGAGUCUUUAAUUGUAAAAUACAUGUUCUGUCCUUUUUUAGCAUUAUCAAAAAGAAAAAGACGCAGAAACUCUAAAUUUAGUUAGAGAUAGACAAUAGAAUCGGCGCCAUUAUCUACUU
This is a messenger RNA of Maniola jurtina (meadow brown), 3430 nucleotides long. RefSeq names its product coatomer subunit beta (gene betaCOP). The transcript is spliced from 20 exons. Gene Ontology annotation, molecular function: structural molecule activity. Gene Ontology annotation, biological process: intra-Golgi vesicle-mediated transport; intracellular protein transport; endoplasmic reticulum to Golgi vesicle-mediated transport. Bases 176 to 3070 code for a protein of 964 amino acids. The record is from RefSeq and is a predicted model, not a curated record. NCBI's taxonomy places the organism in Eukaryota, Metazoa, Arthropoda, Insecta, Lepidoptera, Nymphalidae. Gene Ontology annotation, cellular component: cytoplasm; COPI vesicle coat.